Chara braunii is the source of this 2071-nucleotide messenger RNA. Lineage: Eukaryota; Viridiplantae; Streptophyta; Charophyceae; Charales; Characeae. The record is from the annotation of a GenBank genome assembly.
UGGCUUCCAUCACAUUCUGGUGAAGGAGGAAGAUUGGCCCAAGACGACCUUUGUACUGUUUGAGGACACGUGGCAAAGGGUUCGAUGUCUGAUGGGGAUUUGCAACGCGCUUGCCACGUUUCAACGAGCGAUAAACAUGACAUUCCAGAACUUCGUCAACAAGACGCGGCUAACUCAGGGAAUGAUCAACUUUUGCGUGAUCGUGUACAUGGACGAUAUCCUUGUCUACUUGGAGACCUAUCACGGACACGCGCAACACAUUGAGUGGACAUUGGGAGCACUGAGAGACGCUGGGUUCAAGAUCGCGCUCGAGAAGAGCGAGUUUUUCCUCUCGGAAAUUUCGUUCUUGGGCUACGUCGUGACACGUGGAGGACUGCAGCCGGACUCAAGAAAGGUUGCGGCGGUAAGAGAAGCCCCAGUUCCCACAUCGCUGACGCAGGUUCGAGCCUUCUUGGGGUUGGCAUCGUACUAUCGCUGCUUCAUCAAGGGUUUCGCCGCGAUUGCACGACCACUAACGAACCUGCUACGGAAGGACCAGCCUCUCAGCUGGGACGUGGAGUGCCAACAGGCUUUCGCAACCCUCAAGGACGCUCUGGCGACGGCUCCUAUUUUGAUUCGACCGGACCCCUCUAAGCAGUUCAUUCUCAUCACGGACUGGCAACCGGAAGCUAUCUCCGCUAUUCUAGCGCAGAAGGGGAACGAUGGUCGUGAACACGUCAUCGAGUACGCACGGUACCGGGCGAGCGGAGGAAUGACUCGGCGCCUCAAGGCGAAUGCUAUGCAGUAUGUUAUACGGCAUGCGCAGCGGCCCUAUCUCUGCUCUGAUCUCCUCUGGUUCGCAGCCUUCUUCAGCACGGCGGCGAUCUACGCGGCGACGGAGUUCCGAUUCACGGAGGAGGCAACUGCGCGCGUUCUGGCCAAGAUCUCGGCCUUCCGACGGCUAUUCCCCCCCGGGAUUAGCCAUAUCGCCGUCAUCGUCGUCUUUACAGAGGAUAUCACAACGAUCCCACCGGCGAUUGACUCCGACAUCUAUCGGACGUUGCGCGCCUGGGCCGGGGAAGUGCGGGCAGCGUGGACAGAUCUCCUUGCUCGACGAGGAGAUACCAUCGUGCCGGCGCAUGACACAGACUUCCAGCUCCGCUCGUCUCGAGGGUCGCCAGCGAUCUCUGCGCGGGCCCCUACUCUCUCCUACCGUAUUAAGGAGAACAGUUCGUCGCUAUUGAGCGAAGAGAAGUGGGGCGCAUGGUGGGAGGACUACAUCGAGCUCGCUUUCGGUCUAUUGGAGAUAGAGUUUCGCUGGUCAGAAGUGGCCCCGUUCGGAAAAGGACCAGAACACCCAGAGGACAGCAUGGAGCUUCUGAUCAUCCAAGCCUGGAGAACGGCGGAGCAGGGUGAUCUGCUGGGAAUUGUAUUCGGGAAGGUGGAGGAGGGCAAUCUCACCUUGAUCACGGACGAUUUGCUGGUGUUUCUGACUCAACUGGUGGAUGAUCUGCCCCUAGACAUCUUGUCACGCAGUGACGAGCAGCCUGGCACCCACGUGCUGUCUCGAACGCUCGAGCCACACCUUGCGUGGUCCACGUGUACGAAGAUUGACGAGGACAACUGUCUCUAUCCCUCCCAGGCGCUUUACUUGGAGAUCGACGUUACCGAUCUCACAUUUUGGGACCCGAUCGCGAGGAGAAACGCGGCGCAGGACGAGGAGAUAGAGGGAGCAGAGGAAGAGGAGGAAGAAGAGGAGCCAUCGGGUAAAGAACGGGACGAUCCAGACUACGUCCCGGAAAGAGAAACGAGGAUAGCUAGCGGAUCGGGUCAGCCGAGUAAAAAGAACGAAGAGGAGGAAGAGCAGAGGAAGCGGAAGCGCCAGGAGACCGCGGAGGGAAAGCGACCCACGACAAACGUUUCUCCUGUUGAUCCAUCGAUCGAGGAUCCGUGGCGUGAUUCGGAGCCACCAGAAGAAAAAGGACGAUGGAACCGCAGCAGAGGGAUCGCGGAGACGAAGAAGAAGAAGUGAAUCACCAGCUUCCUCCGGCUCCCCGUCCCGAUCCUCCAUUCGUCUACAUCAAAAUCUCGG